AUGCUAUUCGAGCAAGCAUACGCACUACUCUUACUUCUACUCGGCAUCAUUUUCACUUCAGACCUUGCCACGGGUUCUUUCUUACCUUUUGGAGUUGAACCAAGUGCAGGAUGUGAAAGUUGCAAAUCAAGUCUUUCAUUCAGUAAUCCAAAGUCGAAUGAUUUUCUGGUAGGGAACGAAAUACCCGGUCUUCCAUUCAAGACUAAAACUUCAUGGUCGGGAAACAUACCAAUUCCCGAUACUGAUUCUGUCAAAAAUGGAACUUUAUCAUUUUGGUUAUGGGGAAAAGAUGAUCAUGAACCGGGUAAAGAUUUGGUGAUUUGGAUGAGCGGUGGACCAGGUUGUUCAUCGCUAUUGGCGAGUUCGAUCGAAAAUGGUCCAUUUCUGUUUGAUUCAGCGAAUGGAACCCUUAGUACUAAUAAGUACUCUUGGACAUUGGCAGCAAAUAUGUUUUACCUCACUCAACCCGUUGGAGCUACAUUUACAACCUUUUCUUCUUCUAACAUCACUAAUGAAGACCAAGUAAGUCAACACCUCGUCUUAUUUUUAAAACAAUUCUUUAACAUCUUUGAAGAACUUCGAUCGACGAACAUUUGGUUAAUAGGCGAAUCAUACGACGGUCAAAUGAUGCCUUUCGCUUUCAAUGCGAUCAAACGAAAUCCUCCAACUGGAAAAGCAUCAUCAUUAAAAGGUGGUAUGUUAAUCUCACCUUUCUUUUCCGAUUUGACAGCUCAAUUGGCUACAGCUGCUUAUCCGUUUGCUGUUGAACAUCAACGUCAACUCAACUUUUCGGACAAACAAUUAGCAUCACUCAAGAACCAAUCCGAUACGUGUCAAUUGACAGAUUUUAUCUCCAAGUAUAUGUCUUUCCCACCAAAAGGUCGCUUACCCAAUCCAUCAACAAACUGUCAAGUUUUCGAAACGUAUACUGAGACAUAUACGGAUAAUGAUCCCAACUAUAACAUCUACAACGUAAACAAACCCAAAGAUCUUGGUUACAACAGUGUUGUACAAGCAUUUUUUAAUCGUACAGAUGUACAAGACUACAUUCGCGCACCUCAUCAAGAUUUCAAGCUUUGUCGAUCAGUCUUUCAGCAAAAUAAUUUGUCAAUUUCGGGAGAUUUAUCAGGUCCAUCAGAUCGAACUCCGUCAUUUGAACAUUCUCUAUUUGCACAAAUGGUUGAAGGAAGUAAAAGAUUCAUCGUUAUGAGCGGAGCGCUUGAUGGUUUAAUCUUUGCUUCUGGAGUACAAUUGGUCUUGCAAAAUUUGACAUGGAAUGGCGAACAAGGUUUUAAUGCUCCAUUACACGUUCCACUUUAUGAUCUCGAAGGAAAGCAAAGAGCAAUCGCUACCAAAUCAGAAAGGCAUUUACGUUACGUACUUGUUCCCGAUGCAGGGCACAUACUUCCAGCCGAUCAACCUUCAUUUGCUCUCAAUGCUUUAUUUGCCUUGCUUGGCCGUCCAUAUUGGAAGAAAGAAAAGUGCUGGUCACAAGAAGAUCUUCAUCAUGGGAAAACAAUCUGA
Molecule: messenger RNA, 1524 nt
Organism: Meira miltonrushii
Lineage: Eukaryota; Fungi; Basidiomycota; Exobasidiomycetes; Exobasidiales; Brachybasidiaceae
Product: alpha/beta-hydrolase
Exons: 1
Coding region: 1-1524 (507 amino acids)
Biological process (GO): proteolysis
Molecular function (GO): serine-type carboxypeptidase activity
Source: RefSeq, a predicted model, not a curated record